AUGGCUUCAAACCACCGAAGUCUCAAAUUCACUAUUUUUUUAAAACAACGAAACAAAUUGCAAACUUUUAAAAUAAAAAAAAUGAUACGAAGAAGAACCAGACCAGAAACACCACCUCAUAUUCAUCAAGACACACGAUAUAAGACCCCCGAACUUGAAGAAACUCCUGAAGAUCGAAGAAGAAGAAAAUCCCGAAAGCUCAGUGCUGUUAAAAAUUAUUAUAAAGCUUUAAACAGCCUAAAUACGAUUACACUCAACCCUAUUGGAGCAUCUACUCACUCAACUACUCAAGCCCAAUUAGUUCAAAGGCGCCCCAGAAUGAAUUAUAAUCUUGCUAGAAGCUCAAUUAAAACAUUUAAACCAACAGUUGUGUGCGGGAAGCAUGUAGUCUGCGGCAGACAUAUGCUUCCACGAAUAUCAAUUAGUUGUGAGCAUUGUCAAGCUUUGCAUUGGCCAAUGGAGUCCUUAACCAAUUGCUACCAUGAUAUUUUGACCGAUAUUCAGCAUGAUCUCCAUAUGCAUAAUCCUUUUGCUCAAGUAUUCCGAAGUGCUGGCCAGUUCAUUCGCGAAGGUCAGCCAAUUAUGUUAAAGCUUUUGAGUGGCCAAGGUUUUGAUAUAAGGCGUUAUAACCGACCUACUGCAGACGAAGUUGCGGUUUUACUAAUUGAAAACGAUGCUAACAGUGAAAACUUACAUAAUUCUGUAAGUGAUCCUGAAAAUGAUAUUGAUCUUGCAGAUGAAGACUUAGACAAUGAAUUAAGACAGACUCAGCACAGAAAACAUGUUACAAUUCGAGACUAUGCUGCUUACUGUUUAUAUACGUAG
Molecule: messenger RNA, 825 nt
Organism: Racocetra fulgida
Lineage: Eukaryota; Fungi; Glomeromycota; Glomeromycetes; Diversisporales; Gigasporaceae
Source: the annotation of a GenBank genome assembly